GCGAUCCGCGGUGCCACAGUAGCCUCCUUUUCUCCGUGCUCCAGCAGGAUGGCAUUCCUCAAAUAUCUCCUCUCCGUUAAGAAUGAGCUUAUCCUCUUCUCGACACCAUUUCUCCUGCUGCCGCUGCCGUUAGUGAUCGGGACGCCGGAGGCAGAAUGUGGCUUUGUGAUCAUCUUGAUGGCGGUGUACUGGUGCACAGAGGUCCUGCCCCUGGCUGUGACGGCUCUCCUCCCAGCCCUCCUGUUCCCCUUGUUUGGCAUCAUGCAAUCCAAAGACGUGUGCAUGCAGUACCUGAAGGACACAAACCUGUUGUUUGUGGGGGGGCUGAUGGUUGCAGUCGCCGUAGAGCACUGGAAUCUACACAAGCGCAUUGCCCUGAGGGUGCUGCUCUUUGUCGGUGUGCGUCCAGCGCUUUUGAUGUUGGGUUUCAUGGGUGUGACAGCCUUCUUGUCCAUGUGGAUCAGCAACACGGCUACCACAGCCAUGAUGGUGCCCAUUGUCCAAGCAGUGCUGGAACAGCUCAACACCAGUGAGGCAGAAAUACCUCAGAUCCUCAGCUCAGAGGAGCAGGUCCAGACAUCAGAGAGUGACAGCAAACCGCCUCCACAGACAGAGAAACCGAGCCCAGUGGUGGUGACUUUCUUAGAUGCCGCAGUGGAGGCGGCCAAGCAUAAGGAGUUAGCAGAAAGGCGUAAAAUGUGUAAAGGGAUGACCCUUUGUGUUUGUUACGCUGCCAGCAUCGGAGGCACCGCCACACUGACGGGAACUGGUCCCAACCUGGUGCUCAAGGGCCAGAUGAACCAACUGUUUCCUCAAAAUGGAGACGUGAUCAACUUUGCCUCCUGGUUUGGCUUUGCCUUCCCAAACAUGAUAAUCAUGCUCGCGCUGGCCUGGCUCUGGCUGCAGUUUGUUUUCAUGGGAUUCAACUUUAAGAAGACGUGGGGCUGUGGAUCUGUGAAGACGGAGAAGGACAUUGCCGCCUAUAAUGUGAUACGAGAGCAGCAUCGUCUGCUGGGGCCCAUGUCCUUUGGAGAGAUCAGCGUCUUGGGUCUCUUCAUUCUGCUGGUUGUGAUGUGGUUCACAAGGCAUCCAGGCUUUGUCGAUGGCUGGGCGACAGAUAUCUUCAACUCCAAAGCAGAGUAUGUGACAGAUGCCACCGUGGCAAUCUUCAUUGCUGUCCUUCUCUUUGUCCUGCCCUCUAAACCCCCACGUUUCUGUUCAAGGAGAACUCAUAGUUUUGACACAGUAUCCCAUCAAACUGCUGGCCCAACUCCACCUUUGCUCACCUGGAAAGUUGCCCAAAAGAAGUUACCAUGGGGAAUUGUGCUUCUUCUCGGAGGAGGUUUCGCUCUGGCCAAGGGCAGUGAAGAAUCAGGACUCUCAAAGUGGAUGGGCGAUCAAAUGACUCCUCUGCAAAAUAUCCCUCCCUGGGCAAUUGCUAUCAUUUUGUGCCUCCUGAUUGCUACCUUCACUGAGUGCACGAGUAAUGUGGCAACCGCAACGCUCUUCCUACCUGUCUUGGCCUCAAUGUCUCAGUCCAUUGGAAUCAAUCCAUUGUACGUCAUGGUGCCUUGUACACUGAGUGCCUCCUUCGCCUUCAUGCUGCCUGUUGCUACUCCUCCAAACGCCAUAGUCUUCUCAUAUGGAUACCUCAAGGUUGCUGACAUGGCCAGAACAGGGAUAGUCAUGAACAUCAUUGGCAUCCUAUGUAUUACACUGGCCAUUAACAGCUGGGGCAAGGUCAUGUUUGACCUGGACUCCUUCCCCGUCUGGGCCAACGUCACUGGGGUGUGAGCCUGGUUCUACCAGAGGAGAUGAUCCAUGCACACCCUGCCCUCCCCAUCCACAAGUGCCGCACGAAGAUCUCUGGUCAGAGCGACAGCAGAGGACCACACGGUGGACUGCCUGCGUCCAAUUGCUGUUCGGAUACAAGGCCCUCAACGCUUGUUCUCUUUGACACCUGAGUAUUGCUUGUGAAAGAAGUGGUGAUGAAUAUGAGUAGGAUUGGAAGAAGAGUGGUUGAAGAAUUAAAUUAUAAUCUUUUUUUUUUACUUAUUUUUGUAUCAUAAUGAAGUUACACUUGAAGGAAAAACCCUGUAUGCUCAUGAAACAGCAUGACUGAAUUCAUAUACUGGCAGUUUUUAUAUCCAGAAGGUAAUUCUAGAGACAACAUUCAAAUCCAGAGAGCUCAUGAGGUCAGAUAUGUUUUACACAAUCACCCAUAGUCACAUCUAUUACAACAUACUGUACAAUAUAAAAAUAUAACUUAGCACAUUUACAGCACUUAAGUACAUUUUACAUGUACUUUACUUAAGGGUUUAAAUUUUGUACCACAAUUACUUACAAAUAUGUAUUCAUCUGACAGCUGUAGUUACUAGUUAUGUUCCAUAUUAAGAUUUUACACCUCAACCAGAUACAACAUUCAAAUUCUGUAUUAAAACAUGAGUAAUGAUCCAAUAACAUUAGGUAUAAUAGGGGUAGUCCUGUACUUUGAUAUAUUUUUAUAUCAGUAUUUUUGUACUUUCACAAAUAUUGAAUGCAACACCUUUACCUGCAAAGGAGUAUUUAUACAUUAUAGUUUUACUACUUUUACUUAAGUAAAAUACUACUUCCGCCACCACCACCACCACUCCUACUCUAAGUAGCAGGACUGUAUUCUACAUACACAGCUCCCAAAGCAGUUUCAAAGUAACAGAUUCUUAGAUAGGUUUGUCAUUUGGGUAUUUGCAGAUAAUGGGCUGCUAUGUAUAUUAUAGCAAAGAACUGAUAACAAGAACAUACAUACUAUUGCCGACAUCUACAUCGACCCCUGUGUUGACCUGGAUGUGUGAGGGGAUAUGAUACCUCCAGCAUCGGUUGAACUUUAAAAUGUAUCAUCACUGCAAAAGUAAGACUCUGUAUCUGCCUUGUGCAAACAUAAUAACUUAUUGUACUGUAAACACAUUUUCAGUAUUUCAGUCAGUACACUAUGGUCUAACACUGUGAAAGGUCCCAGUAAUGAAGUCUCCCUGAAUAACAAUAAAGUGGAAUUUAAUAAUCAUUAUAUUUGUGUCAUAAAUUAAAAAAAACUUUUGCACAAAUUA
Molecule: messenger RNA, 3083 nt
Organism: Scophthalmus maximus (turbot)
Lineage: Eukaryota; Metazoa; Chordata; Actinopteri; Pleuronectiformes; Scophthalmidae
Gene: slc13a5b
Product: solute carrier family 13 member 5b
Exons: 12
Coding region: 49-1794 (581 amino acids)
Biological process (GO): monoatomic anion transmembrane transport; citrate transport
Cellular component (GO): membrane
Molecular function (GO): succinate transmembrane transporter activity; citrate transmembrane transporter activity; sodium:dicarboxylate symporter activity
Source: RefSeq, a predicted model, not a curated record